Molecule: messenger RNA, 692 nt
Organism: Dicrocoelium dendriticum
Lineage: Eukaryota; Metazoa; Platyhelminthes; Trematoda; Plagiorchiida; Dicrocoeliidae
Source: the annotation of a GenBank genome assembly
GACGAAAUGGGUCAGCAAUCGAAAGGUUAUCGCGCUUCUACCUGACAACGAAAUGAAGGUUCACGGAAUAAGAUAUUCGACUGCGGACGAUUGUGUUACAACUGCGCCUGGUUUAAACUGGAACGUCACCCAGGACCAUCUAACUUUUAUGCUGGAAGGUUUUAAGAAAACUUUGACCCGAAGAGCCAUCCUCCCGUUUGCAGCUCCCGUUUACGAUCUCGGCUUCAUUGCUCCCGUGCUACUUCCGGCAAAGCCACAGUUACAGAGUUUCGUAAAAAGAAAGCUGGAAUGGGAUGAGCCUCUUCCCGCAGAAGAUCAGCAAGUUUGGAGCAGAAGAAGGAGACAGGUAAGACAUGUGUUUGAUAUGUUUUGCCGUAGGCGGAUUAGAGUACAUCCACAAAUGCUGCAGAAUAGACAGAAGUGGUUAACUGAAAUCAGCGAUCUUAGGCAGGGCGAGUUAGUUUUAGUUUGUGAUAUACGCACAUCAAGAGGUCUGUGGCCUAAGGGUGUUGUGGAGAAAGUUAUCAAGAGCAAAAGCCAACUGGUUCGACAAGCACUGGUGAGGACACGCAAAGGCAUAUUGCGAAGAGACGUCAGACAGCUGUGCCUACUAGAAGCAUACCAGGAAGAAGAGAAUGAUGCCGUGGAAGCCAUCGUCCGGGAUAGGAAACCGCCGGGGGAGUGUAAAGUCC